AUGCAACCAUUUCCCAAGGAAUCUUCCCUGUUACAGUACCCGGCGUCGAACGUCAAUACCCAUCGCGCGGCCAAGACCCACACGUCCGCCUUUGCCAUCAGACAUGUCGAUACCUUCGUCGUCUUUGUCAUGUUGACUGCGCCGUCUAAGCCCUUCAGACCCUUCAACACGGUGUCAUACUCUUCCAGUAUCCUGGUCAGGCUAGCUCAGUAUGUCGGCGGGACCGGAGCAACGUUCACAUUGCACGUCUCUGACACGGACCUGCCAGUCCUGCACGAGAAGCUAGCCCUCACCCGUUUGCCCGACGGGCUCGACGGCGCCGGAUGGGGCUAUGGUGUACCACUCGCGCACGUCAAGCGGCUCGUCGUGCGAUGGAAAGCUGGCUUCGACUGGCGAAAGUCCGAGGAGGAAAUCAACAAACUGCCCCAGUUCACCCGCGACAUUCCGGUCGAAGGAUUCGGGACAUUGAGCAUACACUACUUGCACCAAAGGAGCAAGCUGGAGAACGCCAUUCCGCUCCUCUUCGUCCAUGGUUGGCCUGGGCAUUUUCUGGAGGUCCGAAAGCUCCUUCCUGGGCUGGUCUAUCCCAGUUUCCACGUUGUCGCACUCAGCCUACCAGGGUUCGGAUUCUCCGAGGCACCGAAGAAGAAAGGUUUCGCCUCCCGCCAGUAUGCAGAGGUUGCGAACAAACUCAUGCUCAGCUUGGGGUACAACGAAUAUGUCGCACAGGGAGGAGACUGGGGUCACGAAAUCACAGGAUUUCUGUCGACAUACUACGGUCCCACACACGUCAAAGGUUGGCUGUCCAACAACACCGAUGCACUCCCUCCUACCUUAUCCGCCCACCCCUGGCUGUAUAUCAAGCACCUCCUAACUCCACACAGCGAACGUGAACGGAAGGGAAUCGCGUACACGUCAGCAUUUAAAAAGACGGGGUCCGGUUACUUCAUCGAACAAGCCACAAAACCCCAGACAAUCGGAUACUCUCUGGCCGACUCACCCGCGGGCCUCCUCGCGUGGAUAUACGAAAAGCUUUUCCUCUGGACAGACGAGUACCCCUGGGAUGACGAUGAAGUGCUCGAAUGGGUCUCGAUCUACUGGUUCUCCCGCGCGGGGCCUGCGGUGAGCCUUCGCAUAUACAAGGAAAUGACGGGCAGCCGCAGCCACGACUCCAUCCUCGGUGUAAGAGCCCCGGUGCCGUUCGGGUACUCGGCCUUCCCUAAAGAGCUCAUCCAGUCUCCAAGGACAUGGCUGCACACCCUAGGCAACGUCGUCUUCGAGCGCGAGCACGAGCGCGGAGGGCACUUCGCGGCGCAUGAGCAGCCUGAAGCCCUUGUAAAGGACUUCCAAGACAUGUUCGGCAAGGGCGGAUCAGCCUUUGGCGUCGUCCCUGGUAGGAAUGGUUAUGCUUGA
Messenger RNA from Dichomitus squalens LYAD-421 SS1, 1413 nucleotides. Its product is annotated as epoxide hydrolase. The transcript is spliced from 9 exons. Bases 1 to 1413 code for a protein of 470 amino acids. Lineage: Eukaryota; Fungi; Basidiomycota; Agaricomycetes; Polyporales; Polyporaceae. The record is from RefSeq and is a predicted model, not a curated record. Gene Ontology annotation, molecular function: epoxide hydrolase activity. Gene Ontology annotation, biological process: epoxide metabolic process.